GGAAGCCCCAAAAAGGGAAAACAGCAAGGGUCUAAAUCAAGUCGCUUUAGUUUUGUCCUUCAACUCUUUUCUUUUGGGCUUAUGUCUCAGCCUUAUUAAGAUUUUCUUUUGAACAUUUCGGCCUCAACCUUUCGACUGAAAAUAAGGCAUACGUUCUAAAGCACUUCGCUAAGAAAAGGAGACUUUAAUUUAAGGUAGCAGCUAUGUCACGUCCGGAGGAUGUCUUGCCCCCUGAUCUCUUCUACGACGACAAUGAAUCUCGCAAAUAUACCACGUCCUCGCGAAUUCGUAACAUACAAUCUGAUAUGACCAAUCGGGCACUUGAACUUCUUGACCUUCGAUCUCCGUCAUUGAUUCUGGAUAUUGGCUGUGGCUCUGGACUUUCCGGCGAAAUUCUUUCUGCAGUGCCCCCUGAACAUGGGGGACCUCAUACCUGGAUGGGCAUGGAUAUCUCACCUAGCAUGCUUGAUAUCGCCCUUCAACGGGAUGUAGAAGGUGAUUUGUUUCUUGCUGAUAUCGGACAAGGAGUACCAUUUCGCCCAGGCACAUUUGAUGCAGCUAUCAGUAUCAGUGCCAUCCAGUGGCUCUGCAACGCCGAAACGAGUGAUGUUAGUCCUGAAGGACGCCUGCGGCGUUUUUUCGAAGGGCUUUAUGCUAGCCUACGGCGUGGGGGCCGUGCUGUUUGUCAGUUCUAUCCUAAAAAUGAUGCACAGCGAAAUAUGAUCAGCGGUGCUGCCAUCAAGGCUGGUUUCGGAGCUGGCAUCCUAGAGGAUGAUCCCGGGACAAAGAACAGCAAGCUGUACCUGGUUUUGACUGUCGGUGGCGGUGGUCUGCAAGGUGAUAUUACAGGCGUUGUGAAUGGAAUGGAUGAUGUUAAUAUCUUGGAUGCCAGAAGAAAGGCAAUGGAGAAUGGGAAAAUGCAACUGCCGCGAAAAGGCGAUAAGGCUUGGAUUAUGCGAAAAAAGGAACAAAUGGAGAGAAAGGGCAAGGUUGUGAAACAGAAUUCUAGGUACACUGGUAGGAAGCGGCGUCCAGCUUUCUAAUUAUACGACCAUGGUUGGCUUCCUGUGCUUGAUCAAGUCGAUAUCUCUUUGGUGCUUGGGUUCAUUGCGCAGGAAACGGAAAACAACGAGGCAGAAGAGAGCCAUGGCCACAAAC
Molecule: messenger RNA, 1158 nt
Organism: Aspergillus caelatus
Lineage: Eukaryota; Fungi; Ascomycota; Eurotiomycetes; Eurotiales; Aspergillaceae
Product: 18S rRNA methyltransferase BUD23
Exons: 2
Coding region: 204-1043 (279 amino acids)
Biological process (GO): rRNA (guanine-N7)-methylation
Cellular component (GO): nucleolus
Molecular function (GO): rRNA (guanine) methyltransferase activity
Source: RefSeq, a predicted model, not a curated record